CUCUUUCUCUCUCGCUAGCUCUCUCUCAAGCAUGGGUGACUACACGAGGUGGAAGAACGCUAGAAAGAAAGAAGCUGAUGAUGGAGGUGAUAGAGCAAGUCCAUUCAAUCGUCUCCCUGAUGAGUGCAUCCUUGAGAUAUUCAGCUACAACCCUGACCCUACAGACCGCUGGUCCUGCUCUUCGGUGUCCAAGAAAUGGCUCAUUUUGCAAGCUCACAUGAAGAGCUCAGACUUCAAACUCCGACCACCAACCCCAACAUGCAACGCCGGCGCCGGAGCACCUUUUUCCAGGUGCUUGGAGGGAUGUAGUGCUGUGAACGCAAGGUUAGCUGCCAUGGUGGUCAGUAAGUAUUCAAAGGGGAGGAUUAGUACUCUCAGCAUCAGAGGCGACGUCCCUGAUCCCGAAACUAAAUCACACCCUCAGGCAAAUGGGUUCACUGAUUAUGGGCUUCAAGUUGUUGGGUCUAGUUUCCCCUACCUGAAGUCCCUAUCCUUAUGGGGUUGUCUUCACAUUACAUGCAGAGGUCUGGCAUGCAUGGCGAGAGGCUGUGGCCUGUUAGAGAAGCUUGAUCUGUGCGAGUGUCCGCUGGUCUCCGACGAGGGCAUGGCGUUUGUUGCGUGUAACCUGAACAAGCUCACGAAACUCAGCAUUGACUCGUGUCAAAAUGUAGGCAAUGCCACCCUCAAAGCCUUUGGAGCACAUGCUCCAACUAUAAAGUCCUUAUGCAUAUCGGGUUGUCCCCUUGUAGGUGAUGAAGGGAUCGCUGCCAUUCUUGAAGGGCUGCCCAAUUUGAAGAGACUUAAACUUGGUAAAGUCUUUUCACAUCUACCCGUAGUGCUGGAACACGUUAGGCGUGUAAAGCCACUGGCUCACCUAGCACUCGAUAAAGUACUCCCUUCUAAGAAGAUUUGCACCAUUAAUGAAGAUCGCCUUCAUGAUCCAUUCAGGGCUGUUGGGCUGGAAUGUAAGAACCUUAAGAACAUAUUUUUGUGCAGAUGCAUAGAUGACGAGGGCUUGUUAGUCCUAGCCCAGGGGGCUGCCCUUUUAGAGAGUUUAACCCUAAAGGAAUGUGCGCAGAUAUCUUUGAGUGGGUUGGUAGGCUUCUUGACAAGGUACGGUAAGAACCUCAAGGGCCUUUCCUUGGUCAAAUGCAAGGGGAUUGUGGAACCAACCGACUGGACAGUGCCGCCAUUAAUGCUGCCACCUUCAUGCAGCAAGUUGGAAAGACUGGUGGUGAACCGAUGCCCCAACGUAGGGGAUGGUCUGUUGAUGUGGAUGGGGAGGGUGUGCUGGGACCUGCGUGAAGUUGAACUGGUUGGGUUGGGGGGCAUCUCAGACAAAGGACUGUUGAGCCUGCUGCUUGGUGGCAGAGAAAAGCUUCUUCGUCCAAGCUUAGAAAGGGUGUGGUUGAGCGGAUGCUCAGGAUUGACAGAUGUGUCGCUGUUCUGUAUAGCCAGCGGAUUUGCGGAGGGGUUGAGGUCGCUUGGCCUGGGGAAGGGCCUUGGGGUAAGUAGUCAAUGUCUUCAAGUAAUUGCCUCCUGCUGCCCUAACCUGUUGGAUUUGAACCUUUCUGGCUCUUUGAUUGAAGACGGUGCGUUCGUCUGCCUACCCAAUGAGGCUCACUGUGACUGAGCCUCAACAAAAUGCUGCAACUAGUUUAAGCAGAAGCAGGCCCGAGACUAGUAAGUGUGUUAAUUUGGACCCGUUUGCUUGAGUCUUGAGUAUAUUGGGAGUAACCGGUUUGGAUCAAGUGACAUGGUAGCUUAAUUUACUAAUAUGUUGUCGGCGGUGGACAAUGCCUUGUAGGCACUAUAAUUGAGUUGAUUUCUUGUCGGUGAUGCUCAUGGCGGGUUUCUUUUUCUGGGCGUAAUUUCCUUGUAUUUCAUUUGUUAUAAUUAAUAAUAAUGGAGCAACAUUCGAGGG
Molecule: messenger RNA, 1924 nt
Organism: Nymphaea colorata (pocket water lily)
Lineage: Eukaryota; Viridiplantae; Streptophyta; Magnoliopsida; Nymphaeales; Nymphaeaceae
Product: EIN3-binding F-box protein 2-like
Exons: 1
Coding region: 32-1633 (533 amino acids)
Biological process (GO): SCF-dependent proteasomal ubiquitin-dependent protein catabolic process
Cellular component (GO): SCF ubiquitin ligase complex
Molecular function (GO): protein binding
Source: RefSeq, a predicted model, not a curated record